Arachis duranensis is the source of this 2236-nucleotide messenger RNA. Its product is annotated as disease resistance protein RPV1-like. The record is from RefSeq and is a predicted model, not a curated record. Gene Ontology annotation, molecular function: protein binding; ADP binding. Gene Ontology annotation, biological process: signal transduction; defense response. Bases 138 to 2042 code for a protein of 634 amino acids. The transcript has 3 exons. Lineage: Eukaryota; Viridiplantae; Streptophyta; Magnoliopsida; Fabales; Fabaceae.
UCCGUGUUUCCUCGAACUUAUCUUGCAGUUUCAGGUCAAGCGCUCCGACAAGGAGUAUUUCAAUUACUGAAAUUGCUGCCGCAUAUGUGAAUUUCAAACUCAAAACCAAAUAACACAAUAAUAAUACUUUCAGUUUCAUGGAGAUCGACGAAGCAAAGUUCCUCUGCAGCUACGGCGGCGAGAUAAAUCCCCGCGGCCACAACAACAAGCUCGCCUACAUCGGUGGCACCAAUAAGCUUCUUUAUGUUGACCGUAGAAUUGACUUCACAGCCAUGGUUGCCAAAAUCUCCAGCCUCUUUGACGGCGCCUGCAACGGCGAUUACUUCUUCAAAUACCAAGUCCCCGGCAGCGAUGACCUCAAUGCUCUCGUCUCCGUCACCAACGACAGAGACCUCCACAACAUGAUGCUCGUGUUCGAUCAACUCUACCGCGACUCCCCUAGAUUCCCCCGCAUGAGACUCUUCCUCUUCCCAAACCCUAACAAACCUCUCGAUUCGGUUAAGCCAGACUCUAAUGGGCUAUCUUCGAAUCUUUGGAAGCAUGAUGUGUUUAUCAGCUGUAGAGGGAAGGACACUCUUACCGGAUUCACUUCCUAUCUUGUCAAAGCUCUGAAUAAAAAACAUAUAAAAACCUUCACUGGUGAUGAGCUUCACAAAGGGGAUUGCAUCUCGGAUUCUCUUACAAGAGCUAUUGACAAUUCGUCUCUAUCUAUUGUGAUCUUGUCAGAGAAUUUUGUUACCUCAAGUUGGUGCGUCGAUGAGUUAUUGAAAAUAAUGGCGUGCGGAAGGAAAGUUAUACCUGUGUUUUAUGGUGUGGAUCCAUCUGAUGUACGAAAGCAGCUAGUGAGUUUCAAUGAAAAAUUCAAGUCUCACUUGCAGAGUAACAUUAACAAUCUUCUGAAAUGGAUGGAUGCUCUCGCCAAAGUUGCGGAUUUAGAAGGCUGGGAUUCCAGCUCUUGUAGGGACGACUUUGAACUUGUGGAUAAGAUUGUCAAAGAUGUUUUGCGAAAGCUGAAUAAUCCUUGCCUGCCUAAGGAUAUCAAGGGUGUAGUUGGUAUUAAUAAAAAUCUUGAAAAGUUAGAAUUGUUAUUAAGUUCGGUUCCUGAUGAACAAACGGGAAUAAUCGGGAUUUGUGGGAUGGAAGGAGUAGGCAAGACGACUGUAGUGAAGAAAUUAUUUGAGAAACAUUCUUAUCGGUAUGAAGGUUCCUGUUUCUUAGAAGGUGUUCUGGAAAGAUUGGAAAAGUAUGGGCAGGAGAUAGAUGAGUUGUGUAAUCAACUUCACUCCAAGUUGUUAGAAGGAAAAGACUUCCCAAAUAGCAUGGCAGAUACAAAUUCUGCAAAGUGCUGUCUCUGCAGCAGACAAAGAAGUUUCAUAGUUCUUGAUGAUGUGGGUAGUUCAAAGCAAUUAGAAUACCUAGUUGGAGACCUUCAAUGCUAUGGUGCAGGAAGUAGAAUAAUUGUAAUUACAAGGAACAAGAGUGUGCUGGAAAAAAGAGUUGAAAAAAUUUAUAAGAUGGAGGUGUUAGAUUUUCAAGAUUCCCUUACUCUGUUUAGCUUGAAUGCAUUCAAUCAAAAGUAUCCAAAAACGGGAUACCAAGAGCUAUCAUGGAAAGCAGUUACCUACUGCAAAGGUGUCCCGUUAGCUUUAAAAGUAUUGGGUUCUUUUCUUCAUUCCAAGAGUGAAACUGAAUGGGAUAGUGCGCUGCAAAAACUCGAGAAGAAUCCUAAUGCAUCAAUUCAAAAUGUGUCAAGAUUGAGUUAUGAUGGGUCAGAUUAUCAGCAGAAUCACAUUGUUUUAGACAUUGCAACAUCUUUUAAGGGAGAGCAAAAAGAACAGAGAAUUGAUGUAUUAAUAAGUUCCCUUCUUGAUGAGGCUCUAUUAGCUAUAUAUGAUCAUUUUGAGCUGUUGCAGGAUUUGAACAAGAAGUGGGGAGGGGAAUCAUUUGUCAAAAAUCUAUCAAGAAUCCUGAAAAUCAUAGCCAUUUGUGGGGUUUUGGUGAUAUUUGUGAUGUUUUGGAAAACAGCAAGGUAUCGGACAUAAUUAUUUUUAGGGAACUCAUUCAAUUGAAGGAGUAAUAAAGUUAUGUCUCAAAGUUAAUAAAAGCUAUGAUUGAGUACUGGCACUUUCAAUCAUCUCCCCAAUUAAACUUUGAAGAUUAUGUGAUCUGCAGCUUCCUAUGUGAUUGGAGUCAUUUACUAAUAUAAAAAAGAAAAAAAAAAGAAAAAGAGAAAGAA